CUGCGGUCUCAGCCAACAUGGCGAGCGGAGGAUCGUCUGUCGCUUCGCUGUGGACAGAAGUGAACCGUUGCGGCCAAAACGGGGACUAUACGCGAGCUCUGAAAGCGCUCGCCAAGAUUUUGCAUGAAAACAGGGAUGAUGUGACGGCGCUUCAAUGUAAAAUUGUUUGCCUUGUUCAGAAUGGGAGCUUCAAAGAGGCGCUGAAUGUCAUGAACACCCACUCCAAAGUCCUCAGCAGCGAGGUUGUGUUUGAGAAGGCGUACUGCGAGUACCGGCUGAACAGAGUGGAGAGCUCCUUGAAGACGAUUGAAAGUGCUUCUCUUCAAACAGACAAGCUGAAGGAACUCUAUGGUCAAGUGUUGUACCGACUGGAGCGCUACGAGGAGUGCAAGUCUGUCUACACAGACCUGAUCAGGAACUCUCAGGACGAGUAUGAAGAGGAGAGGAAGACCAACCUGGCUGCUGUGGUGGCUGCCAUGAGUCAGUGGGAAAAGGCCCCGAUGGAAGAUCUGGGUGUUGCUGAGUUGACAUAUGAGCUCUGUUAUAAUGCUGCCUGCGCUUUUAUUGGCCAAGGGAAGCUGACUGAGGCCUUCAAUAAACUACAGCAAGCUGAAGAGCUUUGCAGAGUCUCACUGGCAGAUGAUUCUGAUGUGACUGAAGAGGACAUUGAGUCUGAGCUGGCCGUCAUCCACUCUCAGAUGGCGUACAUCUUUCAGCUGCAGGGUCGGACAGACGACGCUCUGCAGCUCUACAACCAGGUCAUUAAGCUCAAGCCGUCUGAUGUUGGUCUGCUGGCGGUGACGGCCAACAACAUCAUCACAAUAAACAAGGACCAAAACGUGUUCGACUCAAAGAAAAAGGUGAAACUGACAAACGCCGAAGGUGUUGAAUACAAACUGGCAAGGAAGCAGCUGCAGGCCAUCGACUUCAACAAAGCUCUGCUGGCCAUGUACACUAACCAGGCCGACCAGUGCAGGAAACUGUCGUCCGGUCUUCAGUCCCAGAAUCCAGGUCACCCGCUGCCGGUCCUCAUUCAGGCGGCUCAACUGUGCAGAGAGAAGCAGCACAGCAAGGCCAUCGAGCUGCUGCAGAAAUUCUCCGAUCAAAACGCAGAGAGCGCGUCUGGCAUCAAACUGACGAUGGCACAGCUGUACUUGGUUCAAGGUCACGUCACAAAAGCGUGCGAUAUCCUGAGGUCCAUUGAAGAAUUCAAGCACAAAGCAGGGAUGGUUUCUGCUCUGGUAACCAUGUAUUCCCACGAGGAAGACAUCGACAGCGCUAUCGACAUUUUCAAACAAGCUAUUGAGCAUUAUCAGUCGGAACAGCCCGGAUCUGCUGAACACUUGGCUCUCGUGCGAGAGGCUGCCAACUUCAAACUGAAGCACGGACGGAAAAAAGAAGCCAUCAGUGAUCUGGAGCAGCUGUGGAAACAAAACACCAACGACGUCCACACGCUGGCACAACUCAUCUCUGCCUAUUCUCUGGUGGACACUAAUAAAGCCAAAUCCCUGAGCAAGCACCUUCCAUCUGCAGACGCCAUGUCUUUCAACGUGGACGUGGACGAGCUCGAGAACUCUCACGGCGCCACAUACGUGAGGAAAAAGGCAGCUAAAGUCGUAGGAGAGAACCUUCCCAAAGAGUCCGGCCAAGUCGAGAUCAAAAAGAAGAGGAAGAAAAAGAAAGGUAAACUGCCUAAGAACUGUGACCCCAAAGCAACUCCCGACCCCGAGCGGUGGCUUCCCAUGAGGGAGCGCUCGUACUACAGAGGCAAGAAAAAGGGCAAGAAGAAGGAGCAGAUUGGAAAAGGCACACAGGGGGCGACGGUGGGAGCUUCAGCAGAGCUGGACGCCAGUAAGACGGCCAGCAGCCCCCCCACCUCCCCGAGACCCGGCUCUGCGUCCGGCUCGUCCACGGCCCCCGCCGCCGCCACCGUAGUCCCUCCACGACAACAGAAACCUGCAGCCCCGGGGGCCAGCCGCAAGAAAGGACCACAGAAGAAGAAGAAGGGCGGCAAAGGAGGCUGGUAGUGGCCGUGGGAAGAGCCGUCGGCCCGCGAGUGGCCGGGGCGGCGGGAGAUUUAUGUUGCAAGUUUUUUUUUUUCUUUUUUUUUUUUUCUGUUCGGGUCAUUUUUACAGACAUGUUAAACCCAAACUCCAGCCUUCUCUCUGCAUCUUUAAUUUGUCUCUACCAAAAAAAAAUUAAAGUACAGGACAGAAUUCAGAGGACAGUUCACCGAAGCAGGCUUUAUGUUGUCUACAAAACAAAUGUUUAUGCUUUGAAUUGUGACCUUUUUAAGAUCACAGUAAAAGGAACAAACGCUACAAAUAUAACUUAACAGUAUUUUUGCAAUGAAUGGUGUAACGUGUGUUUUUCUAUCAAUGUAUGACAGUUCUGUAUUUUAUAGUUUAGUUUAAGAAAACAUACAGGAAGAAGUGUCUCAAAAAUAGUUAUUUGUUCAGUGAAAUGAUAUAAUUCUCAUGUCACUGUAGACAAAAUAAUGGACCUUACAUUUCCAUUCAACUGUCCUCUUGUUUCUCUAGAUUUGCCUAUAUGAAUUGCUUCUUUUUUUUAAAUUUUAAGCACAGUUGUCCAUCUCUCCAGUGUGACUGGUUAAACCAGGUUUUUGAAGGUAACUUGAAGCUCUGAUUUUAGGGGAAUUGUCCUUUAAGAGGGCCAAACUGCCUGCCUGUACCACUAUUUUCAUACUAUACGCGCUUAUUCUCAGUCAGCUGCAGCUGAGUAGGAUAUUUAUAUUUAACCGGUGUUUUCAUUCAGUCAUAUGCAUGUUUUAGAUGAACAGUUUUGGCCAAACAUGUCUCACUUUCUGUUGUCUUAAUAAAACUCCGAACAGCA
Molecule: messenger RNA, 2853 nt
Organism: Cololabis saira (Pacific saury)
Lineage: Eukaryota; Metazoa; Chordata; Actinopteri; Beloniformes; Belonidae
Gene: srp72
Product: signal recognition particle 72
Exons: 19
Coding region: 18-2027 (669 amino acids)
Biological process (GO): SRP-dependent cotranslational protein targeting to membrane
Cellular component (GO): signal recognition particle, endoplasmic reticulum targeting
Molecular function (GO): protein binding; ribosome binding; 7S RNA binding
Source: RefSeq, a predicted model, not a curated record